UACUGGGCGAGUUACAGUGUGGUCUCACAACUAGGGUUUACCAUGGGAUGGGUUGGCGUGAGUUGUUUUGGAAAUGUGUCCGGCAGUUGUGCCGUGUGCUACGGCGGAUGAGGAGUCCGGUAGCGGUUUAAAACUUGGGACCCAUGUGGAUUACCUCUUUGUGUUACUCGGCAUAAGAAAACUGAUUUUAGAAAUGUUUUCUUUCAAAUGAACCCCUGCAUAAAAUGUUGCUUUCCGCAAAUCAACCCUAACAUUAUCCAACAAUAGAAGAGAUUUGGAAUCAAAUCUGCUCUGGCAUGGAUACCAUAUCCAUAGGCCUAAAUGUUGGCCUAGAUGUUGAGAAACUCAAGAACAGCAGCAGGCCAAAUAAAUACGAAGUCAAGCUCAUUUUGGGAAAGGUAAUGAAAAAGGAUAUGCCAAAAAGAGGAGAUAUCAUGUUAUUGUCAAAGAGGGGAUUGAAACUCAAGCGACCAAAUUAUCAAGGCUGGCAUCAAUCCACAUCCUAGUGGUUACCUUGGUCAACGACCAUGCAGAGGACUAUCCAGCAUCAAUGCAUGUCUGGCUGUCGCAGUCACCAUAUGGGGGCAGUCCAAAUGACCAAACUUCCUACCAAGUUAUGCACCUGACUAAUCUGAUCACUUUUGCACAUAGUUGGGAAGUCAUUACAGGAGGUUUCAAAGAAAAUCCACAUAUAGUCGAUGCCAUGUUGGCUAGAAAUGAGAAUGUGGACAAUAUGCUGCAGGCUGAUGGAAAAUUCACAGAUAAGGAUUUUGGAUUGAAUAAAUCACGGAGAGAUGCAGUGGAAAGUUGCUUUUCAGCCUCUGAAUGUUCAAAGCAUUCUGUACGUCUAAUUUGGGGGCCACCUGGCACAGGUAAAACUAAAACAGCUUCAGUGUUUCUGCUUAUGAUUCUAAAGUCUCUAAGGACACAUAGAACUCUUGUAUGUGCUCCAACCAACAGCUCUCGUACAAUUGGCUUCUCGUUUUGUUUGUCUACUUGAAGAGCACUGAAACCAGCUAUUUACUUGCGGACGUCAUUAUGUUUGGGAGUAAUAAGCAUAUGGACACUAAUAAUAACCUAUCAAAAAUUUUAUUGGACCAUCGAGCAAAGGAAAAACAUGCUAGGAACAAACUCUUGGAAAAUGCAAAAUUUGUAUUUUGCACACCUUGUGGUUCAUCUAGGCUCACAAAAAAUCAGCAAUACGACACCUUGGUUAUUGAUGAGGCAGCAUACAUAAAAGAAUGUGAGUCGCUGAUCCCUCUCGCAAUUCGUGGGAUAAAACAUGUGGUGCUUAUUGAGGAUGACAAGCAGCUACAACCAGUGGUUAAGAGCCCGAUUGCUGAAGAGGCUAAGUAUGGACGAAGCCUGUUUGAGAGAUUGAGUGAAAUUGGCCACCACAAGCUGUUACUCGAUGAGCAAUAUAGAAUGCACCCUCACAUCAGCAACUUUCCAAAUAAAACAUUUUAUAGUGGAAUGAUUAAAGAUCGCACUGAGGCUAGUGGAGUGCCCAACAUUUUUAUCGGUCAUAAUUUUGAUCAUUAUUCAUUCAUUAAUGUUAGAGAAGGUACAGAAAAACAAAUUGGUAUGAGUUUAGUAAAUGAGGCUGAAGCUGUUGUUGCAGAGACGAUCGUUGACAGACUUGCUAAAACAUGCACCUAUAAGGAGGAGAAAAUCAGUGUUGGUGUAGUAUCUCUAUAUGCAGCCCAAGUGAAUGAUUUGGAAGAAAGACUUGAUAGAUUUAAGGAACAUGAGUUUCUUUCUGUUAAAGUACAAACCGUUGAUUCAUGUCAAGGUGAUGAGAAGGACAUAAUAAUACUUUCAAUGGUUCGAUGCAAUCAUGGUGGGAACAUAGGCUUUCUCGAUCCUGAUAGGAGAGCUAAUGUGGCCUUGACAAGAGCAAGGAAACACCUUUGGAUCCUUGGACAUGAAACAACUCUCCAGAGAAGUAAUUCAAUAUGGUCUAAGGUAGUCCAAGAUGCAAAGGAACGCAAUUUGCUCUUUCAUGCUCACUUAGACAUGCAUCUUGCUGAAGCCAUUAGUCAUUUCAGAAAGUUUGCUAUAUAUGCACAGAGCACAGGUGACAUCCUGAUAGAGGCCACAAUCAAUGAAGCAGACAGACGAGUAGAUGCAACAAUAGAGGAAGAAAACAUUGGUUUCUUGCCUGGGGAUAUGCAAAGAAAUUCAGAUAUGGGUCAGGACCAAGUUUUCAGUCUAUCUCUUCCACAAUGCGACCAAUUUGCAGUUAACAGCCCAGUAGGGACCGCAAUAGAUGAAGUCAACGUUGAAUUCUCACCCAGUCAUGUUCAUUCAAGGAAGAGGCCCUGUCCUUUCUGUAAAGACCAACUUGCCGUACCAGAAGUUGCACAGGCAAUAGAAGCACAUGCAAUAGAAGCUACAGUAGAGGAUAAUGACGUGAUUAUAGAAGAGCUGACCCAACUAGCUGAGGGAUCAAAUGCAAUGAAGGACAAUAAAAGAGCAAAAAAGGCAAACCCCUACGAGCAGGCCAGAUCUGCAAGAGAUGGUCGUUUUUGGUCCACCGAGCAAGAGAAAUUUUACAAUAAUGUUUAUAAACAAAAGGAUUUUGCGGACAACAGAUGGAUCGAUUGGGAAAGCAUGAAGCAGUCCAAAGAGAUGCUUGAUGUUGAGAAAAAAAUGUAAGAACAUUAAUCUUCGUAAACUGAUGGGUAUAAGAAAUGAUUGGCAUGAAGAAACAGUCAAACAGUUCUUCUCAACAUUCUACAUAAAUCCAAGUAGGACCUCCCUGACAUGGAUGAGUGGCAUAAAUAAGAAGAUUACUGUCACUAAGCGAUUUUGUGAGAAAUUACUACUUGGUGAUCCCCAACAUAGUAGUAAGAUUGAGGAUAAGUUAACUCGCACACAAGAAGUCAUGCUCAACAAUUUUGAAAAGGAUGGGCUUUUUAGUGCAGCAGAUCGUCUGGUGAGAAAAACCAUCUACCCUAGGUCUGGAAGUAGAGAUAAGACUCACAAGGACAUUAGGGUCAUACUAUAUCAUAUUUUGACUGAGAAGCCUUUCGAUGUUGUAGACAUGAUGUUCAGGGAGAUGGAAAAAAUUCUCACCGAUCAUAGAAUUUUGAUUCCAUAUGCCCCAUACAUCAUGUUACUGAUUGACCAUGUAAAAAUUGUACCUGAAACUGAAAAGAACCGAAGUCACCAUGUGUACAACAUUGAGCUUCAGAAACGUGAAAAAAGAAAUGGAACGGGAAAAAAGCAUGGAAGAAGCAGAACAGCAAAGAAGGCAGCGGAAAAAAACUAGAAGUGGAGCCGAGCAACCAAUCUACCAAGUUACUCGUUCGAACAUUCAUAUCAGCUUGAUCUGGCUCGUGUGAAGGAGGUCACAGGAUGGGAGCGGGUGGGCCACGAGGUUGAGCUUCCUGCCUGGCCAGCCGGCGCCCGCCAGGGUGUGAGUGCCCAUUCUCUGCCUGACCAUUCCUAGGAAACCCUAGAUCCUAAACGCUAAAUCCGGCUAUUGACUUGAUCUCGAUGGGGGUGUGGAUGGGAUGGCGAAGGUAAAUGGAAGGGAUUUGGGUUUAGGGCGAAGGUUAUUUCUGACCAGAAAACAGAAUAUUUACAUUUGGGUAUGUUAAUAUUUCUGGGGGAGCACCAAAUAUUCCUCGCUGUAGAAUGGAAUAUUUACUGUUGGUUAAAUGUUGAAAGUAAUGAUACUCAGUCGCAAUGAACACUCGCUUAGCCCUCUGUUGUGGGCUUCCCCUGUUUGUCUUGUGAACCCUCGUCUGCGCGCUGCCCUCCCCCCGCCCUUGCAGAUUCCCUCGGCGGCAUGGAACAUAGCGCUGCGCUCCCGUCUUCCCUGUAGAUUCCCGGCCUCCACGCAGAUACUGUAGCAGCACCUCCCACCGAAUCAGCCAUCGGAUCCCUCCUGGUUCUCACAGAAACCGGCGGAUCCCUCGCCUGUGCGCCCCCUACGCUUCCGACUCCGCUGCCCGUCCGGGCCGCCGCCGCCGCCGAGACCGCCCCUCCGACUCCGCCGUCCAUAAGGGGUAUUUGUUGCAAUACUAGGAUUUGUCCGCAGACGAAUUUUCGAAUUCUCUGUGUUUUAUUUGGUGGUUCUGUUCAUAUUUCAUAUAUCUCACAAAACCCACGGUUAGUGAUGAAACCGAUUAAGAAGCUCGCAAAAUGGCUUUUAGGCUGCUUCAGCUGCCCAGGGUCAUCAUGUACGAUCGACGUGGCUUUUAGCAAGUCUGUCAACGAUCGUCUCUGCAACAACAGCUUCAGCCUCAUUUACUAAACUCAUACCAAUUUGUUUUUCUGUACCUUCUCUAACAUUAAUGAAUGAAUAAUGAUCAAAAUUAUGACCGAUAAAAAUAUUGGGCACUCCACUAGCCUCAGUGCGAUCUUUAAUCAUUCCACUAUAAAAUGUUUUAUUUGGAAAGUUACUGAUGUGAGGGUGCAUUCUAUAUUGCUCAUCGAGUAACAGCUUGUGGUGGCCAAUUUCACUCAAUCUCUCAAACAGGCUUCGUCCAUACUUAGCCUCUUCAGCAAUCUAGAAAUUUGGAAAUUAGCAGAAAGGAGAAAAAA
This is a messenger RNA of Panicum virgatum (switchgrass), 4554 nucleotides long. RefSeq names its product probable helicase MAGATAMA 3. The record is from RefSeq and is a predicted model, not a curated record. Lineage: Eukaryota; Viridiplantae; Streptophyta; Magnoliopsida; Poales; Poaceae. Bases 943 to 2658 code for a protein of 571 amino acids. Gene Ontology annotation, molecular function: helicase activity. The transcript is spliced from 4 exons.